AUGAAAGACGAACAAUUUGUAUUAGUUGUGGUCAUUAAUGGGCCCCGAUUGAAGGGCAUUCAAGAGUGCUCGCGCGAGGUCUGCCCGACAGAUUCGACACCUACUUGGUUCGCCUUAGUUAUUGUUGUUGUUAAAAUGCAGCCGAUUCAAGUGCUUCUCAUUGUCACAAUUAUUCCAUUCGUGCCGAUUAUGGUGUGCAUUGCACACUUUUUCAAUCAGAUUCGUGAUUUCGAGGUGUUGGCGAGCAAUCGACUCAAAGAAUUUCAUGAGCUUGAAAAAAACACGUGGAACGAGAUGCAGAUUAUGAUAACGGCGGUGGGAUCGUCGAAAUCCGCACCAAACCGAAAGCGCAUCAAAAUUCGGAAGCUGAAACGACGAACAACGCUUUAUGCGCUUCCAUCGCAACCAGCGAUUAAGCCGGUGGCGCCGUCGUAUAUUGAAGACGCGGAUCCGAGUUGUCCGCGCGGCGGUCCGGGAAAACCUGGGACACGUGGCGUUGAUGGAGGUGCCGAGAGUUUGGAAGAUGGAGUUGAUGGAAUCCCUGGACGAGAUUGGUUCGACGACGAUCUGCUGACGGUGAUCACGCAGAACGCUCACUGUAUUAAUUGUCCCGUGGGACCACCGGGUCCGCCGGGCGUCGAUGGAAGUGAGGGAAUUAUUGGACCGCCUGGUAAACGCGGAACGCCGGGAGAGCCGGGACGGAAAGGAAUGCGGGGAGCGGAAGGAUCACGAGGUGAUCCGGGCGUUGAUGGAAGUCCAGGGAUGCAGGGGCUUGAAGGAUCGCCAGGCCGGCCGCACUUGCAAAUUAUCGGCUCGCGGGGUCCCAAAGGACCUACAGGACCACCUGGACAGCCAGGAGAUCCUGGGAGAAAAGGAGCCACUUCAAUGAUUCCUCUUCCUGGUCCACAAGGGCCAACGGGAACCGCCGGAGCACCUGGAGCUGACGGGGAUUCUGGACUUGACGGACAGCCUGGACUUGCGGGGCCACCGGGAGCCGAUGGUGAAUAUUGCGCGUGUCCGCAGCGAACAGUCAUCACCGAGAAUCUGGUGAACGAGGAGAAAUACCCGUACGAUUUCUAUCAACGCGCAAUGAAAACUAAACGAACAUCGAAAAUUCAUCGAAGAAUUAUGCAUUGA
Molecule: messenger RNA, 1137 nt
Organism: Caenorhabditis bovis
Lineage: Eukaryota; Metazoa; Nematoda; Chromadorea; Rhabditida; Rhabditidae
Source: the annotation of a GenBank genome assembly